Messenger RNA from Drosophila erecta, 761 nucleotides. Its product is annotated as dnaJ protein homolog 1. The transcript has a single exon. The coding region runs from base 201 to 584 and encodes 127 amino acids. The record is from RefSeq and is a predicted model, not a curated record. Gene Ontology annotation, molecular function: protein-folding chaperone binding; misfolded protein binding. Gene Ontology annotation, cellular component: endoplasmic reticulum. Lineage: Eukaryota; Metazoa; Arthropoda; Insecta; Diptera; Drosophilidae.
GUUAACGUGUUAACAGUAUUCUGGAGGUAGGGUCACACUUGUACUGGCGGGCAAUAAUUUAUCGAUUGGGAUGUUAGUUCUGUUUAUUUGCUAAAUUUCUUCAUUGGCGAAUCAAGUUACCAAAAUAUACACAAGCACCAACAAGUUAAUGCGCUGCCUCACAUACUAUAGCAGAACAAGGAGAAUCCCAUUUCACCACAAUGGGUAAGGAUUACUACAAGAUUCUGGGCAUCGAGAGAAAUGCGUCCAGCGAAGAAGUGAAGAAAGGAUACCGCCGGAUGGCUCUCCGCUACCAUCCAGACAAGAACGACCAUCCGCAGGCUGAGGAGCACUUCAGGGAGGUGGUGGCCGCCUUCGAAGUGCUCUCCGACAAGGAAAAGCGCGAGACAUACGACAAGUACGGCGAGGAGGGCCUCAGGUGUGAUGACGAGCCGGCGACCUUCGCCCAGCCCACGUCAGACAUGCUCCCCUUUAUGUGCGCCGUCGGAGGAACUGUGCUCUUUGCAUUCGCCGCCUAUAAGACCUUCCAGUUUUUCAACCGGAAAAAGGAGGCUACCGACGGCGAUGGAUCGUCCUCGGACUGAGCUAACGAUCGGAGGGCUUGGUGAAGCAAUACCGGGGAUCUAGCGUCCUUCACUGAAUAGUCUUUAAGAUUAAUUUAUAGGAACUUGUACAUUGACUGUUGAUCUCAUUUAUUAUGUGUAGUUACUGAUAUUGCUGGUUUUAUUUAGUAAAAACAAAAGUUGUGGAAUGCGGCCAAC